GAUAUACGUUCCGAGCAACGCAGCGUGUUAUCAUUCCGCGACUUGCCACCGGUACGGACGCACGCUUUGCUAAAUUCAAAAAGUUCGAUUUUCAAAUAUUUUCACCGCCUCAAACGUAUUUUAAGAAACAGACUAAGGAAAAAAUAUAUAUUUUUGCAGUGUUUGUGCCUAGUGUUCCCGAUCGGUUUUUUGUUUUUAUUUAUACACAAGUGAACCGAGAUGGCAGGUAUUAGAACAGUAUUCGCGCCGCAAGGUGUGGCGGCUGCCGCUUCUAGUCAUAGGAUAAGCAUAUGUCUAGUUAUAAUGUUAUUAUUAGGUAUUCCAAGUGCACAUUCCCAGAUAGAGAAAUUGUAUAUCGACGCAACUGAUCUGAAUAUUUUAGUAGACGAAACACAUCUGCUGAAGCUUGUGCAAGUCGGGCAAUAUAACGAAACACUUCUAGUGACGUCCCACGUGCAACACCCGGAUAUAGUGCAAUUAGUGCCGCCAACGGUCGAGAUACCGGGGUCCAAAGAGCCCAACACUACCGUAGAGAAUACGUACGACAUUUGCGCGUAUGGCAAGAGCCCCGGACACUCCGAGGUCACGUUUAACGUCACACCGACUGGGUUUGUUAACAUGGACUCCAUAUACCUCCGCAUAACAGUGAUGCAUUCCAACGCGAUCAACGUGAUCUCUUACAUAAUGGGCUGGAUUUACUUCGCCGCGUGGUCCGUGUCGUUCUACCCGCAAAUUUACAUCAACUUCAAGAGGAAAAGCGUGGUCGGUCUCAACUUUGACUUCUUGGCGCUCAACAUCAUGGGAUUCACCAUGUACUCGCUGUUCAACUGCGGCUUGUAUUUCUCUUCCGAAAUUCAGGCUGAGUACUUCAAGCGUCACCCGCGCGGAUUGAACCCGGUGCAGCUGAACGACGUGUUCUUCUCUCUUCACGCCUCCUUCGCCACAUUCAUCACCAUCUGCCAGUGCUUCUUUUAUGAGAAAGAGGACCAGCGCGUGUCGACAGUGGGCCGCGGGAUACUGGGCGUGUUCGUCGCCAUAGUGAUCGUGACCGCGAGCAUCGCCACGGCCGGCCACAUGGCGUGGCUCGACAUGCUGUACGCCUGCAGCUACAUCAAGCUCUGCAUCACGCUCAUUAAAUACGUUCCCCAGGCCUACAUGAACUACAAGCGCAAAUCGACAGUCGGCUGGAGCAUCGGCAACAUAUUCCUGGACUUCGUCGGCGGUUUCCUGUCCGUGUUCCAGAUGGCGCUGAACGCUUACAACUACAACGACUGGGUGUCGUUCUUCGGCGACGCUACCAAAUUCGGCCUCGGGCUGUUCAGUCUCGUCUUCGAUAUAUUCUUCAUGUUACAACACUACGUGUUCUAUAGAGAGGGCAAAGAUUUUGUGAUGGUAAACAGUAGUGAUGAAGGUUCGGAUAUGACCAGCAGUGGUGAAGGGCGAGAGUUCUUUUUAUUGGUCGACAGUUGGAACGCUGAUGAAAAGAAAUAUAACUUGGACGUGAAAGCGUGAUGUACCAAUCACGUGACUAACAAGUAUCAAAAUUAUUCUCCUGCCUUGUGGAUAUCGUCAGUUGGGAAGAACUACUAUGAUCAUGGAUCUUAAUUAAGGCAAUAUUUAUUUAUCGAUAGAUGAAGUAAUUAAAAAGGCGAGGUCGAUAAAUUCCAUAAUUUCAUCGAUAUUUUGGCAUUACAUUACGCAAUUUUUUUAUGUCUCGAGAAUACCUUACUCCAAUGGCAUUUUCACAAAAUUUUGCAGUAACUUUUUUUCGAACUACGUCAGGUUUAUUUUCAUUUAUACUUUAUACCAAUGCCAUAUAGUUAGUAUUCGUGUCUUAAGUCUUCUGACUAUAAAAUCGGAAUACCUAUUUCUUAAAUAAGUUCCUUUGUUUUUUAGAGUAUUAAUAAUAUAGUUAAAGUCGAUAAAUUUAUAUUGUAUAAGUAAAAAAUGGACUAUAAACUUUUUCAAAAUUUAUGUUUGUUGCAUUGUAUAAAACUGACUGAAGAAUGUUUUUCUAAAAAUAUGCAGUCUAUUUUUAUAUACGAGAUAUUUAUGUAUUAUAAAAAGGUUGUUUGACUUGGUAUGCUAGAAAGAGAUGACAAGCUUGCUGCAAUGUGCUUUAAAUAUGCGUGAAAAGGACAAAGCGAUGUAACUAAGUUACGUGAUAAACGGGUACCGCCAUUAUUAGAAAGAGAUAGUAAUUUAUCUGUCCCAUGUUAGAGUGAGAUGAGUAUAUCCGAAGUUAUUUUCGCCUCAAUUGUCAGUAUUGUAACGUCGUCUUUCAAGCAUUUAAAAGUAAAUUGUUAUAAAAAUGGAUACUAAAAAUAUAAAAAAAUAUGAUUUGUUAUUGUUGUUGAAUGACAUAGUCAUUAUUUCGAAUAAUCUGUGAUGAAUGACACAUUUUAUAUUAAAAUGUGCGUGAAAUAAUCGCUGCAGUUUUGUUUUCUUUACAUCCUCAAAAUUAAAAAAGCAUUUACUUUUUAUCGACAACCGUUUCCUCAUCCCUAUCAUAAAUUAAUAUAAAUUAUAUUUUAAUAAGAAUAUUAAUGCAAUAAUUUUAAAAGUUAGUUUUUAUACAAUCUCAUACACGAUGUUUGUUAGAAUAUAUUUUAAUUAUAAAUUUGUUAAGAGUUAGAUAAGGUUUUGUGCAUGGUAUUUGUAAAAUAAAUUGAUUGUGAUUU
Molecule: messenger RNA, 2681 nt
Organism: Manduca sexta (tobacco hornworm)
Lineage: Eukaryota; Metazoa; Arthropoda; Insecta; Lepidoptera; Sphingidae
Gene: Ctns
Product: cystinosin homolog
Exons: 10
Coding region: 220-1512 (430 amino acids)
Biological process (GO): L-cystine transport
Cellular component (GO): lysosomal membrane
Molecular function (GO): L-cystine transmembrane transporter activity
Source: RefSeq, a predicted model, not a curated record